Messenger RNA from Uloborus diversus, 3264 nucleotides. Its product is annotated as macoilin-like. Lineage: Eukaryota; Metazoa; Arthropoda; Arachnida; Araneae; Uloboridae. Gene Ontology annotation, biological process: neuronal signal transduction. The record is from RefSeq and is a predicted model, not a curated record. Bases 119 to 2236 code for a protein of 705 amino acids. The transcript has 12 exons. Gene Ontology annotation, cellular component: rough endoplasmic reticulum membrane.
CUGAACGAAAACAAACAGUGCGCUUGGAAUAAGAAAUAUUCCGAAAGGUGAUUUAAUUUAUUGUGAAUGUCACUGGUGGUUUAAAACAACGAUUGGAAAAUAGGAGUCAUCUGGGAAUAUGAAGCGGCGAAAUGCCGAUUGUGGAAAAAUCAGAAGGCCAGUGAAAAGAACUAAAAUAGCAGAGGGCAUAUAUGGAAGUACAUUUCUAUAUGUGAAGUUCUUAGUUGUCUGGGCCUUGGUGCUGUUGGCCGACUUCAUUUUGGAGUUUCGCUUCGAGUACCUGUGGCCCUUUUGGCUCUUACUUCGCAGUGUCUACGACUCUUUUAAAUAUCAAGGGCUGGCUUUCUCUGUUUUCUUUGUAUUCAUUGCAUUUACAUCAGACAUGAUUUGCCUCCUUUUUAUCCCAGUUCAUUGGCUGUUUUUCGCAGCAAGCACAUAUGUGUGGGUGCAGUAUGUGUGGCACACAGAGAGGGGAAUUUGUCUUCCUACCAUCUCUCUAUGGUUACUUUUUGUAUAUAUUGAAGCUUCAGUGCGGCUCAAAGAACUUAAAAAUUUGCCAUUUCACUUAGAUCUUUGUAGGCCGUUUGCAGCCCAUUGCAUAGGUUAUCCAGUCGUUACUCUUGGAUUUGGUUUCAAAAGUUACGUUGGAUACAGAAUGAGGCUACGGAAGCAAAAAGAAGUUGCCAAAGAAAAUGAAUUUUACAUACAAUUACUGCAGCAAGCAUUACCACCAGAAGCUCCUAGUAUAGCUAACCUGUGUUCUCAAGAUAAAGAAAAAGCUUCCAAAUCCACAGAGGAAGUAAUCUCAAAUGGCCAUUGUGUUACAGCUAAUCAUGGGCAUGGAAGAAAAAGCAUCUGCAGUGGUAGCAGUGUUAGUAACAGUACUAAUUUAAAUAAUCAGAACAGUCUGACGCCUGCGAUAGCAGAGAGCAAGAGCUCGUCUUAUUCCGAACUGGACUCUCGGGAGUCACGGAAACAUAAUGCAAUUCCCAUGGACAAGCAUGAUUAUCAAUACAUGGAGACACAAAUUGUAAAACAGACUAAUAGUGUUAAUCAUGACUUUGAUGACAGUGAUGAAAGUUGUGAAAGAGAGAAAGCGAUUUUUAAAAGUAAUGGUGUUGCAUGUCUCACGACCAGCUUGUCACAAACGCGUGGCAAGUGGAACCCUAAUAGUGUAAAAGACAAUCUCACAUCACUUCAUACAAGCAAUUCCAAAAGAAGCAGGAAUUCUUCAAAAGAAAUUUCUGCAAAUAGUUUAAACUCACAGAAAGACGAUCACACAUACAGGCUUGAAGCUGAUAUCAAGAGGCUCAAAGCUGAUCUACAGUCCAGCAGGCAAAGUGAACAAGACCUCCGAAGCCAAGUUCAUAGCAUUUCUGUUGGAGAACGUUCCAUUAAAUCUGAGCUUCUGCAGCUGCAGCAGGAUAAUGAAUCUUUGCAGCACAAGCUUCAUAGCAUGGUAACAGCUCGCCAGCAAGACAAGCAAACUAUUGCUAAUUUAGAAAAGCGUGUGCAGGAAGAAAGGAAGAUGCGAACGUUGUAUGAAAAUCAGCUUGCUACUGAAAGGAAAGCUAAGAAAGCGGAGGAGGCUGCGGCUGCAAGAGCUGUCGCCAUGGCAACAGCAAGAAUUGAAUGUACAGAAAAUUGUAAAUCGAGAAGAAGAGACAUGGAAAAUGAAAUUAAACAACUUAGAAGAGAUUUGAAAAUUAGGGAAGAAAAGUUGCAGCAAAUGGAAAGACAAGCACAGUCUUUGUCCUCAUACCAGGAAAACAUUGGCAGCACGCAGGCUUUGGUGUCUGCUCUCAAUGCGAUGGAGGAGAAGAACGCACGCCUCGAAAACAGUCUCAGUGCAGAGACACGGCUGAAACUGGACCUCUUUUCUGCUUUGGGAGAAGCAAAACGUCAGUUAGAAAUUUCCCAGUCAUUAUUGGCACAGAGAGACAAGGAAGUAGACGAGUUGAAGUCCAAAGUUGCCGAAGUGAUGGCCGUUAUGCCAGUCACGACCAACCCUGGAUGCUAUCCUCCAAGCCACAGUCCCACCAUCAGCUUGUCCCAAGGAAUGAUAGUUUCUUCUCUCUUCUGCUCUCCCAAGUACAACAAUAGCAUGGAUGUAGCCGUCGUCUCAAAGAAUAACCCCUUUGGAGAGGAAAAGGUCUCCAAGUCUAAUCUCGACCCGAAUGCGUCGGUCUAUACCCCGAAAGUGGCCCGUCUCGGAUCGUCGGAAUCGGACAUCUGAGGAAACCAGAAGAAAUUUUCAUUCGGAGUUGAGCGUUGAAGAGGGACUGGUGCAGAUGUUUCUUUCGCCCCUCUUUGAGUUUAUUUGGCUGUUGUACUUCAAUUUAGAGGUAAAACUUUAUGAAACUAAUACAAAAGGCAAAAGAAAAUGUUAUAUGAACAUUUUUGGUUGAAUCAUGCCAUUUAAUUGCAAACAAAAAAAAAUAUUUUGUGGCAAAAAUCUGCUGUUUUUUUUAUUUUUAAGUUGCUGUGAUCUUCAGCCUAUUUAGGUUCAAGGGAAUUUAGUCCCUUCAUUUGUUUUCAUGCGAGACCACCCAUCGAAUAUUUAAUUUUCUCUUUUGUUGUGAUGUAAUUGCAGUAUGCACUAUUCAUAAAUGUUUAUCGAUGUCAUAAUUUUUAUUGAACUCUUUUUCAAUUUGAAAAAGAUGGAUGCCUGCACCAGUUCUGUACAUGGAUUAAGCACCCAGUGAAAUAAUUUAAUGUGAAAAUUAUUCAUGCAUUACAAGUGCAUAAGUUUCUCUUUGUUCAGUUCAUUAUGAAGCAUAGAAGUCUAUAGCCCUGUGACUCAAGCACAUCUAGUCUUUUUUUUUUAACUGAAAUUUGCACAAUAUUUUAUAAGUGUUUGUUUUAUUCCACACAUGUUCAGUUUUUAUGAAAAAAAUUAUUCCACUGGGUAUCAUCUUGUAUGGUGUUUCAUGUGUACGUAAAUAGCACAUUUUGUGUAAUUGCUCAUUGAAGAUUUUUGAAACGUUUUACUGACGAAGGCAAGAAAAGGUCUUCAACCCUAUUACCCCUGUGUUUCAGACACUGGGUGGUCCUGGCAUUUCUCCCCAUCCUUUUGUUUGACGUUCUAUACACACUUUCACAUCUUUGUCAUUUGCCAUCUGCGUUUUGUCAUUUGUUUUUCUUUUUCGCAGCAGACAACUGCGAAAAAUUGUGGAGACGAGAGCUUUUCAGUUGAUGUACCACUUUGAAGUGGAGUUCAUAGACCUGAAUGUAUGAAUAAUAAAAGAAAAAAGUCUUUCAUUG